This is a messenger RNA of Vitis vinifera (wine grape), 3059 nucleotides long. RefSeq names its product glutamate receptor 2.7. Bases 15 to 3026 code for a protein of 1003 amino acids. NCBI's taxonomy places the organism in Eukaryota, Viridiplantae, Streptophyta, Magnoliopsida, Vitales, Vitaceae. The record is from RefSeq and is a predicted model, not a curated record. Gene Ontology annotation, molecular function: signaling receptor activity; ligand-gated monoatomic ion channel activity. Gene Ontology annotation, cellular component: plasma membrane. The transcript has 5 exons.
CAUAAAACUUCAGAAUGAGAAACAACCUUACCCAACUCCCUUUAUAUCUCUUCUGCUGUCUGUCUUUAUGGAUUUUCUUCAUAGAGAUGGCCAUGGCACAAAACACAACAAUACCAGUUAAAGUGGGAGUGGUUCUUGACAUGGAUACAUGGCUGGGGAAGAUGGGUUUGAGUUGCAUCUCCAUGGCACUCUCAGACUUCUAUGCUUAUCAUGGGCACUACAAGACUAGGCUGAUUCCCAAAAUCAGAGAUUCCAAAAGAGAUGUUGUGGGUGCAGCUGCAGCAGCUCUAUAUUUAUUACAAAAUGAGGAAGUUCAAGCCAUCAUAGGACCAGCAUCCUCCCUGCAAGCCAACUUUGUCAUUGGUCUCGGAGACAAGGCUCAUGUGCCCAUCAUUUCAUUUUCUGCAACUAGUCCUUCUCUUUCUUCGCUCCGGAGUCAAUAUUUUGUCCGAGCCACACUGAAUGACUCAGCACAAGUACCAGCUAUAAGGGCAAUUGUCCAAGCCUUUGGGUGGAGACAAGUUGUGCUCAUUUACUUGGACAACGAGUACGGAAAUGGAGUUAUACCGUAUCUUACUGAUGCCUUGCAAGAGAUUGACACCCGUAUCUCCUACAGGAGCGUCAUUCAUCCAUUAGCCACAGAUGAUCAAAUCCUCGAAGAGCUUUACAAGUUGAUGACAAUGCCAACCAGAGUUUUCAUUGUACACAUGUUUGCACCUAUAGGCCCACGACUUUUUGUCAGAGCGAACGAGAUUGGAAUGAUGGAAGAAGGUUAUGUAUGGAUUCUAACUGAUGGGUUAACUGAUAUCUUGGGUACUUUGGAUCCAUCUGUCAUUGAUUCAAUGCAAGGAGUGUUGGGGGUGAAGCCUCAUGUUCCAAGAUCGAAAAAGCUUGAAAGUUUUAAAAUCAGAUGGAAAAGGGAAAUCCAACAAGAAUAUCCAACAAAUGAAAGCUUUGAGCUGAACAUUUUUGGACUCUGGGCUUAUGAUGCUGCUUGUGGGCUAGCCAUGGCAGUUGAAAAACUUGGGGCAACAAACUUCAGAUUCCAAAAGUCUAAUUUUUCCAGAAAUUCAACCGAUCUUGAUACUGUAGGAGUCUCCCUAAUUGGUCCAAAUCUUCUCCAAUCACUAUUAUAUACUAGAUUUAGAGGCCUCAGUGGAGAUUUUCAAAUUGUUAACAGGCAACUACAGUCAUCAGCUUUUGAGGUAGUGAAUGUGAUCGGCAAGGGAGAAAGAGGGGUUGGAUUUUGGACACCAGAGAAUGGAACUGUAAGAAAGUUGGAUUCUACUUCCAAGCCCAAUCUAGGAACAAUCGUAUGGCCGGGAGAAUCUCCCUCCAUCCCUAAAGGUUGGGUCCUUCCAACCAAUGGGAAGAAGUUGAGAAUAGGAGUACCAGUCACCAAGGGUUUUGGUGAAUUUGUAAAGGUGACGCGAGAUCCUAGUAGUAACGCAACGAAGGUCAGUGGAUUUUCCAUAGCAGUCUUCGAUGCAGUGAUGGCAGCAUUACCAUAUGCUGUUCCUUAUGAGUACAUUCCCUUCCAGACGCCUGAUGGCAAUCCAGCGGGUGAUGACAACGAUUUGAUAUAUCAAGUAUAUCUCCAGAAGUAUGAUGCUGUGGUGGGAGCUAUUACUAUUCUAGCGAACAGGUCCUUGUAUGUAGACUUUACACUACCUUACACAGAAUCUGGGGUGUCAAUGGUCGUGCCCACUAUAGAUGAAAGAAAAGAAAAUGCAUGGGUUUUCUUGAAGCCACUUACUUGGGACCUUUGGGUGACAAGCUUUUGUUUCUUCGUAUUCAUUGGCUUUGUGAUUUGGGUUCUUGAACAUCGAGUAAAUAAAGACUUCAGAGGGCCUCGUUCAUAUCAAGUUGGCACUAUCUUCUGGUUUUCAUUCUCAACAUUGGUGUUUGCUCAGAAUGAGAGAAUUGUCAGCAACUUGGCUCGGAUUGUGAUGAUCGUGUGGUUUUUUGUGGUGCUAAUUCUUACUCAAAGUUACACAGCCAGCUUGACUUCAAUGUUAACAGUUCGACAACUCAACCCAACUAUCACCGAUACAAAUGAGCUCAUAAAGAAGGGGGAGCGUGUAGGUUGCCAAUAUGGCUCUUUCAUUUAUGAAUUCUUGAUCAAGUCGAUGAAAUUUGAAGAGUCCAAGCUUGUAAACUAUAAUUCAACAGAAGAACUGGAUGAGUUAUUUUCAAAAGGUGGAAUUGCUGCUGCAUUUGAUGAAAUCCCUUGCAUUAAGAUUUUCCUUGCAAAAUAUUGCUCCAAAUACACUGCAGUCGGACCAAUAUACAAGUUUGAUGGGUUUGGAUUUGUCUUUCCAAAGGGUUCACCCCUUGUAGCGGAUGUUUCAAGGAAAGUUUUAAGCGUGACCGAGGGAGCUAAAAUGUCACAAUUUGAGAAGGCAUGGUUUGGGCAAAUACCCAGUUGUCCAGAGCUCACCAGCUCAGUUUCUUCAAACAGCAUCAGCCUUAAUAGCUUUUGGGGCCUAUUCCUCAUUGCUGGAGUCACUUCAUUCGUAGCUCUCAUCACAUGCAUCACCAUAUUCCUUCAUGAAAAUAGAGAAGCCUUAAUAAACUUGAAUCCCCCAUCUUCCAGAUGGAGAAAAAUUAAAGCCAUGGCGACACUCUUUGAUGAGAAAGAUCUCAGGUCCCAUACCUUUAGAAAAAGUGAUCAACUUCCAGACAAGCAGCAUCAAGGCCAUGGAUGCAGUUACAGCCUCGCCAGCUACACCAACUGCCCUCCAAGUCCAUCAAGCCUUUUGAUCCCAACACACAGCAAUUUUGCUUUCUUCAGUGAACAAGGAACGCCGUCUUCUGGACAUGGUGAUCCAGUCAGUCCAAAUCGACCGAUGUCUCCACAUAUAUUGUUUGAAUAUGAGCUUGCUAAUAUAAAUCACGAGCAAAUUAACAAGAUGCCAUGCCCCAAGAUCCUCUCCAAGGGCGUGACGAUCAAUUCACACAUCAAGCCCGAAAGCUCAAAGUGUAAAUUGAAUAUUGUUGAGAAUAAUUCUAGAAGCUUUUCUUAGCCUCACAUGUAAAGCACCAGCUCACCAGCUCCA